UUGUUGAUAAUGAAAUGUGGUGUGGAUAUUCACUGUUAAACAAAAGUUAACUGAACGUUAGGCACUUUGUUCGGCUGUUAAAUAUCUCCUCAUUGUCUGCAGUGUCCAGGUGUAGACAGUCUGCGCUGCUCGACACUACAUUCCUCCACCGGCUCAUUAACGGUAUGCAAAGCAGGCGGCCAUGGCUUGGAAGUCGAGGACCCGAAAUCUACAGGUGUUCGACACGGAGCUGAGCGCGGACACGGUGGAGUGGUGUCCUGUUGCACCGAGCCACGACAUCCUGGCCUGCGGGACAUACCAGCUGCAGAAAGGGACAGGUGAGGAGGAUGCCACCCCGAGCCGGACCGGUCGUUUGUAUCUUUUUGAAUUCCGGCGAGAGGGAUCGAUGAGCCCCCCUCUCACUGAGCUACAGCGCAUAGACACAGCGGCCAUUCUAGAUUUGAAAUGGUGCCAUGUGCCGGUGUGUGGGGAGGCCCUGCUGGGGAUGGCAGCCGCCACUGGAGAGCUGCAGCUGUACACGCUGUCCGACAGUCAGGAAGGGGCCCGCAGUCUGCACCCUCUGUGCAGUUUGGAGGUGGGAGCCGAGCGGCUGGCUCUGUCAUUGGACUGGUCCACUGGAAGAAUGGAAAG
Plectropomus leopardus (leopard coralgrouper) is the source of this 630-nucleotide messenger RNA. Lineage: Eukaryota; Metazoa; Chordata; Actinopteri; Perciformes; Serranidae. The record is from RefSeq and is a predicted model, not a curated record.